Molecule: messenger RNA, 3695 nt
Organism: Sciurus carolinensis (gray squirrel)
Lineage: Eukaryota; Metazoa; Chordata; Mammalia; Rodentia; Sciuridae
Gene: Pasd1
Product: PAS domain containing repressor 1
Biological process (GO): negative regulation of DNA-templated transcription; circadian regulation of gene expression; negative regulation of circadian rhythm
Cellular component (GO): CLOCK-BMAL transcription complex
Molecular function (GO): DNA-binding transcription factor activity, RNA polymerase II-specific
Source: RefSeq, a predicted model, not a curated record
AUGGAGGAGGACAAAAGGGAGAAUCAAAAGAGGGGUGCUUUUGCUAAACCGGGAAAGGCAAAGAAGGAAGGGAUUGGUUCCCUAUUUAAGAAGCUGAGAGCAAUGAUGAAAAACCAUGGAUACCUGGUGAAAGGAGUAAAAUUCAAUCCUGGUGGCUCUCAAGAUAAACAAAUUUGGAUCCAUUCUUUUUGUAACUAUGAAGACUUUAAUCAAAUAAUACUACGGUCACUGGAUGGCUUUAGGAUUAUACUGAGCACAGACGGAGUGAUCACGUUUGUGGCUGAAAAUGUCUGUCUCCUUGGCCAUCUGCCAAGGGAUAUUGUGGGCAAAAAAUUAUUGACCCUUCUGCACAAUGAAGAAAAAAAUGAAUUCCACCAUAAGAUCACACUCAAAUUUCCUUUGUCAUGCUCAGUGGGAAACCAUGUUGAGUUUUGUUGUUAUUUAAAAAGAGGAAAUGUUGAACCAGAAGAAAAUCCUACUUACGAACAUGUGAAAUUCAUCCUGAGUCUCAAACACAUCUGCAAUGAAUUUUUAGUAUUCUUUGGAGGCUUCAAUCCUAAAUGCACUUGACCUGCAACAUUGAUUGCCAACAAUCUGCUCUGGGAGGAUCAGUUUUAUUCUGUGGGAACUGUCUAUAUCCUCAGAUCUCAAGUCCUGAAGGAACUCCAUACUGCAAAAUUCACUGAAACUAUAAUUGUACAAGAUUCAGAUGAAGAACAUACUUCAGGUGAUCGCAGAAGUAUUCAAAGACAAAGAAGGAGUUCUCAAAAGGAAGCACUGCACAGCAAAUCUGCUGUUGUUUCCUUGGAUGAUGAAGUUGAUAUUGUUGAGGUUGAGCAGCAUGGAGCACAAGACGAUAUUCAUGUCAUUCAGAUGAAUUCCAGUUCAUCUGAGACUAGCACAUCACCCUCCAGAAUCAUACAGGAUUCACAAAACUCAUCUUUGCAGAGCUUUGAAUUUGAAUCUGAGAUGGACCCGAGGAAGCAGGAGGACCCUAUUGACCUGGACUCCAAAUACCUAGAUCACUGUGGACCAGGAUGAUGUUGUUGACCUAGUGGCCCAAGAGGCCCCAGUGAAGCCAGAAUUCCCAGAGAAUUUGAGGUGGAGUUUGUGGGGCAAGAGGUCUUCCCUACCUCCAGUAUGGCUGCUAGUAGUGAUGCUCAGAUGAAGCAAGUGACAACAUACCACCUUUUCAGUUCUGAGUCCCAGUCUUCAGAGAGCAUGUCCAAAAGCCAGUACUCUGGGAAGAAGAGGGCCAUUUCGGAUUUCAAAGAGGUCAAAUGUUUCUGUAAUCCAUUCCAUUGUUUCAUGUUCACUGAGGACCUUGAAGAAACUUCUGUUUCCUCCACACAGAACAUUCAGGAACAAGAACAAUACUUGCAUGAGCAGCAGCUGCAGGAGGAGGUACUGAAACAACAGAACCAGCCUAUUGAUUUUUUUCUCCCUGAGGAGCAACAGGAAUCCUUUAUGGAUCAGCCACCAUUGGUACAUAGCCCAUGCUCAGAGACAAUUUCUCUUAGCUGCUUUCUGCAAUCUCCUGUAAGUACUGAGUCCAACAUAAGCUCCCUGGAGACUCCAGAAGAUUUCAUGCAACUGUGGCAAGAGCCACCUAGUCCACAGCGUCAUUCACUUCAAGAGGAUUCUUGUCUUUCCAAUGAGAACUCCAUGCAGGAUCUACCCACCUGGCAGCAGCAGGUGCAAGCACUGGACACAAAUACUCAGGAGCCUCUGGAACCAGAGGUUCUCCAGGCUUCGGCUGCAUCCCAGCUGGAAAUGAGAAACAACAUCACAUCUGCUGAGAAUUCCAACUGCGGAGAUCCAGGAAAUCUGGAAGAUCUGGAGGAUCUGCAGCAACAGCAGAUUUAAUCUCCAGCCAUGAGAGGAAGGUGGGGGAUGGGGACAGAUCAAUGAGGUUUGCCUAGCCAGGGGACAUACUGGGUAUACAAAAUUCCUUGGAGUAGGGGUGGGAGACAAACAUUUGCUUUCAUUUCCUGAAAAGUUGUGUUUGUAAUGGUUUGUUAAGCAUAGCUGUUUAUUGGAAAUUGUGCUGCAGAGACAGCUUGUGAUCCCUAGUUGACUAUUAUGUAACUCUAGCCAGGCCUCAGUAGGUGUCUUCUGUUACCUGCCCAGCUUUACACCUACAUGUUUCACCAUGGCAGGCUGGCUGUGGUCUGCUAAAGUUCCAAAGUCAUGUUUCUGCAGUAGAAUAAAGCAUUGUUAGGGUGAUUUGCAAUCUUGUAAGAAGCUGUUCAGCCUUGGCUACAAUUCUGAGGCUUUGGCCUUAAAUAAGCCUUGCCUCUCCUCCAGAGUUUUGCUAAGGAAAUCUAGCUGGAAUGGGUUUUCAACUGUUGAAACCUAAAACAGCUCAACGAAGGUGUUUGGCAGAUAAAAUAAUCAUAGCUUCUUUGCUUAAUAAACACUUUAUUUCACUACAAAAAAAAUUAUAGAACAUGUGUAUGGUAUCAUCUCAUUUGACGAGACAUGUGCUUGUGUGUGCAUUAAAAAUUCUACGAUAUGGGACUGAGGCUGUAGCUCAGUGGCAGAGCAUAUGUGGGGUACUGGGUUCAAUCCUUAGCACAGCAUAAAAAUGAACAAAUAAAAAAAAUAAAGGCAUACUGUCUAUCUACAACUACAAAAAAUUUUUUACAAUUCUAGGUAUGUAAAAUACUUCAUAAUAUGUUCCAAAAGGUGGGUGAUUAGGAAGGGGCAUUCCACUUUUCACUUUGUAACUUUCUGAAUCAUUUGAAUUUUUCCUUUUUUAAACAAUGAAUAUGUAUUGCUUUUAUAGCUAAAAAUUAGCAAUCCAAUGUCAUGUGUGGACCUUGUUUGGACCCUGAUUUGAAUAAAAGAAAAAAGAUAAUUCAGAGACAUUGAGGGAAUUUAAUUACAAGUUUCACAUUUGAUAGAGCAGAGCUUCCAAAAAUUUUUUAUAACAAAAACAGGAUUGGGGGUGUGAAUGUGUUGGAAAAUUGUAAAAAGGAUUCCUGCUCUAAGAGGGCAUUUGGACCAAGACUGCUUUCAGCAAUUCCCCCACUCUCCUAAUUUAACAAACAACCAAGUACCUGCUACAUUCCAAAUAAUCAAAAUAAUUCUAAUUCCUGCCUUUAAAGGAAAAAAGUCACAAACAGUACUACUUCUUUAUUCUCAUAUCAUUCAUAAAUAAGGCUCAGAAAUUACAAAUUUACCAGAAUCUCAUCUUAAUAGUGAAAUUUCAAAGUAAAUGUGCUAAUAAACUCAAAAUGGAUUAAAGGUCUAAUAGUAAGAGUUAAAACUAUAAAACUCUUAAAAGAAAAUGGGAAAAGUUUCAUGAAAUUCGAUUUGGCAAUCAUUUCUUGGGUACAUGAGCAAAAAGCACAGGCAAUGAAAGUAUAAACAGAUCAAGUACACUACACCAAAAUUAAAAACUGCAUGAAAGAAUAGAACAGAGUGAAAGGAAUGAGAUAAAAUAUUUUCCAAUUUCCCCAAUAAAGGUUAGCAUAUGUAUUUCAUAAAGACCUACAACUCAAAAACAAACAAAAGAAACAACCCUACUCAAAAAGGGGCAAAGAACUUGAAUAGACAUUUCUACAAAGAAUGUAAAGAGUUACUAACCACAUGAAAAUAUGCUUAACAUAAUCAUUAGGGAAAUGCAAAUUAAAACCACAAUGAGAUAACACCUCACUUACUAGGAUGGCAGCUAUUAAAAAAACCCUAAA